CGCCCGUCCUCAAGCGGCGCGCGUUCGCGCCCUCCUCGGCUUCGGGAUGAUCGGCCAGAAGACUCUCCAUUCCUUCUUCUCAUCGAGCCCCGCCAGGAAGCGACGUGCCCGCAGCCCUGAGCCGACCGACCCGGAGACCGGCGUGGCGGCGGUCACUGAGGAGAGCGGGGAUGCCGCGGCCAACCCCCCCAAGAAGGCCCGCGCUGGGCAGGAGGAGCCCAGCAUUCUGUCCUCGUCGCCGCUGAGCCCCGAGCAGUUGGUACGCAUCCAGAGGAACAAGGCCGCCGCCCUGCUCAGACUCGCGGCGCGCAAUGUGCCGGUGGGUUUCGGUGAGAGUUGGAAGAAGCACCUCAGCGGAGAGUUCGGGAAGCCGUAUUUUAUCAAGCUAAUGGGAUUUGUUGCAGAAGAAAGAAGACAUUACACAGUUUAUCCACCCCCAGAUCAAGUCUUCACAUGGACCCAAAUGUGUGACAUAAGAGACGUAAAGGUUGUCAUCCUAGGACAAGAUCCGUAUCAUGGACCCAAUCAAGCUCAUGGGCUCUGCUUUAGUGUUCAGAAACCUGUUCCACCUCCACCCAGCUUGGAAAACAUUUAUAAAGAGCUGUCUACAGACAUAGAUGGUUUUGUUCAUCCUGGUCACGGAGAUUUAACUGGGUGGGCCAAGCAAGGUGUUCUCCUACUCAAUGCUGUCCUCACAGUCCGGGCACAUCAGGCCAAUUCUCAUAAGGAGAAAGGUUGGGAGCAGUUUACCGAUGCGGUUGUAUCCUGGCUAAAUCAGAACUCAAAAGGCCUUGUCUUCUUGCUCUGGGGUUCUUAUGCUCAGAAGAAGGGUAGUGCCAUCGAUAGGAAGCGCCACCACGUGCUGCAGACCGCGCAUCCCUCCCCACUGUCUGUGUACAGAGGGUUCUUCGGUUGCAGACAUUUCUCUAAAACCAACGAGCUGCUGCAGAAGUCCGGCAAGGAGCCCAUCAACUGGAAGGAUCUGUGACCCUGAACUGGGGCAGGAUCUCCAGGCAGCUUUUUAGAAGCUUCUAUUAAAGUAUUUGUCAGUUACAAAAUCUAAUUGAAAAAAUAAUCUCCCUGUUGAUUUUAAAGCAGUCGUGAGCCAGGCUGCCCAGGAGUGGCAGCUUUGUUUAUCCAGCCAGACAGGCAAAGUUAGCCCUGCAACCACAAGGCUGCCUUUGCAACAGGGCUUGAAAGGGAGAAGAGGUCGAAUAUUUUAGGCUCCUCCCUUCUGUUACCUUUGUGGUUAAAGGGGGAGAUAGGCACCUUUUUGGUACAGCCAGCUGCUACUCGUUUUUUACCUGGUAGGUUAGACUUAGGUUAUAAGGUGUUGGGAGUUUUUAUGUAGAAAGUCCCCCUUUGCCCAGUCUGGUGUUGGGUCUCAGCCAGGUCCACUGACUUCCUCUUUGAUCCUUCACAGAACCCCCAGGCCCUCCUUGAAGGAAAUAAUGUGGAUGUUUUCUGCAAGUUUCCAGAAAUUAGGGAUCAAUUUCCUGAUUGAAGUAGAGGUGAAAAUUCCUAAGGAACAGUCCUUGGUGCAAACCUUAAGGCAUAGGCCAAGAGAAGUGGGCUGGGCCUUGUUUAAACUGCUGUUCUUGGGGUGUUUCUAGGCAUGAGGGGAAAACGGUGUUUUGUUUUUUUAAGAGGAAAUGCUUUUCUAUUAGGUGUACCCUGAGUUGGCAGCAUAGUUAGCCAAAUGCUGUUUUUUAUAGACUGACAUCCCUUUGGGAUAUCUUUUUCUACAACAUUGGAGAAUUUUGCUCUUAAAUGUUGAUGCAAGUAUAUAUGUAUUUUUUUAAUUCUUUGUUUAAGAGACAAUCUUUAUUAGGUCUGCACCUCCAUUCUAGAUCCUGUUAAGAGAUGUUUUGCUGUCAGCGGGGUUAGAGUUAACCCUACUUGAGUUUGGUAAUAAAAGGUUG
This is a messenger RNA of Hipposideros armiger (great roundleaf bat), 1922 nucleotides long. It is a transcript of the gene UNG, whose product is annotated as uracil DNA glycosylase. Gene Ontology annotation, molecular function: uracil DNA N-glycosylase activity. Bases 47 to 988 code for a protein of 313 amino acids. The transcript is spliced from 7 exons. Lineage: Eukaryota; Metazoa; Chordata; Mammalia; Chiroptera; Hipposideridae. The record is from RefSeq and is a predicted model, not a curated record. Gene Ontology annotation, cellular component: mitochondrion; nucleus. Gene Ontology annotation, biological process: base-excision repair; base-excision repair, AP site formation via deaminated base removal.